Messenger RNA from Electrophorus electricus (electric eel), 1638 nucleotides. RefSeq names its product EBP cholestenol delta-isomerase (gene ebp). Lineage: Eukaryota; Metazoa; Chordata; Actinopteri; Gymnotiformes; Gymnotidae. Gene Ontology annotation, biological process: cholesterol biosynthetic process. Gene Ontology annotation, molecular function: cholestenol delta-isomerase activity; C-8 sterol isomerase activity; steroid Delta-isomerase activity. The record is from RefSeq and is a predicted model, not a curated record. Gene Ontology annotation, cellular component: endoplasmic reticulum; membrane.
AUAGCCAUUAGAGGUCUCGUUCAAGUGUGCCUGUCCUCGUUUCAUGCGCCGUUUUUUCUAUUAAUUUCUGGAUUUGUAGCGCUAGCUGCAUACUUAACGUAUGAGUUUUGCAAACAUUUGCAUAUUUUUAACAAAGGCAGAUGUAGUGUACAUCGUAUUCAGUGACAUAAGAAAAUAUUUGUCUCUGGAUUUGCACUGUUGCAGCCUACAAAAAGAUGCCAAAGGGUGCAGCUGAAACCAUAAGUCACCCGUACUGGCCUCGGGACCUGUCCAUCCCAAACUACAUCCCGAAUGACAGAUCCAUGUCUGAGAUUCUCACGUUCCUAUUCUCUGCAUCUGGGCUGUUAAUGCUGGUAGCCUGGGCUCUGACCGGGCAGAGGGUGUCUGGAUGCCAUUUGAGCACCUGGAGAAGGUUAGCCUUGUGCUGGUUCACUGUGUGUGGAUUCAUCCAUGGUCUCAUUGAGGGCUGGUUCUCUCUCUACUACACCAUCAUUCCAGCAGACCAGAGCUUCCUUUCCCAACUCUGGAAAGAAUAUGCAAAAGGCGACAGCAGAUAUGUUAUUGCAGAUAAUUUCACUGUGUGCAUGGAGACAGUGACGGCAUGUCUAUGGGGGCCUUUCAGUCUCUGGGUUGUUGCAGCCUUCUUGUACAAUCGUCCCUACAGAUUUGUCCUACAGCUAAUCGUAUCUCUAGGGCAACUGUAUGGGGCAGUCCUGUACUUCUACACUGAACACAGAGAUGGCUACAUCCACAGCGAGUACAACCACCCUGUUUAUUUCUGGUUUUACUUUGUCUUCAUGAAUGUUUUAUGGAUUGUGAUUCCUUUCCUUCUUAUUGUGGACUCAUGGUGUCAGUUAUCUUUCACUCAGGCUUUGUCGGACAAACAACACACAAACACAAGUUCAAGUAGAAAAGAGAUUAUAUUUUAAAAAGACAUAGGAACUAAUAAUUUUGCAUUGUUGUAGGUAAUAUUUGGAGAUCAUCAGUUAAUAUUCUAAUUUGUUAAUAUUCAAGCCAGUCUUGAUGAUGAUGAUGAUGAUGAUGAUAUCGUAUAUAAUAUAAUACAAUAUCACAAAGCGUUUUUAUAUUGAGAUUAAAAUUAAAAUUUUAUAAUACCUGUGCUGUACUGUGGUGUCUACAGAAACUGCGGCCCGCAGUCAACUUUUGUGAGAGUUUUAGUUUACAGAAUCAUAUCUUUGGCGCUUUGCUGGAGGAAAAGUGCAGAGCUUGAACUGAAUAACGAUGUCCGAGACUUACAAGGGCCCUGUUGGAGAGAGCCAAUUACAAGAUGAACUUUGUUAAUUCGGAAACAUGCAAAGUCAAAAGGCUUGCAGCUUUAUGAACUCUGAACAGAAAAUAAAUGCACAUAUGUCAAUCAAGUGUCUUGUGCACACAAAUUGCAACAAGUAUACACUAAUUAUGUGGAAAGUAAAUAUAGGGUCUAGACAACUAGAGGUGUGGUGUUAAACUGCGAAUCUGUAGCCGAAAUAGCUCAGUUGGGAGAGCGUUAGACUGAAGAUCUAAAGGUCCCUGGUUCGAUCCCGGGUUUCGGCAUUUUUUCCAAUGCAGAUGUAAAAAUGCUAAAGAAAUGGUGUUUUUACAAAUUCAUUUCCCACAUUAUUUAAGACAUAACUUAAA